Stylonychia lemnae is the source of this 2628-nucleotide messenger RNA. Lineage: Eukaryota; Ciliophora; Spirotrichea; Sporadotrichida; Oxytrichidae. The record is from the annotation of a GenBank genome assembly.
AUGACUACAACUCAAUUCAUUUCUUAAAUAUUCCUAGAAGAUCCAUAGACAGAUUUUAUCGACCUUUCAGGAUAAGACAUUCAAGAUUUUCAAGAAAUAUAUGAGCAUCUCGUUAAGUUCCAUAAUUUGAAAGAAUUGAAUUUAAGUGAUAAUGAACUUACUGGGCUCCCUUCUGAUUUAUCUGGCCUUUAGCAGUUAUCAAAUCUCAAUCUCAAUGGAAAUAGCUUUGAAGAUUUCAAAUAAACUGUAUAUGCGCUUAAAACUUUGCCACAGCUAUCAAGCCUUUUCAUUAAUCUUCAUCAAGAGGAUUAAGUUGACCUUAUUAUGAGAUCCUUGUCUGACCUAGAGUUUUUAAAUGGUCUUAAAGUCGAGAGAGAGAUCUUAGAAGAGGAAGGAGAGUAUGAUGAAGAUGACGGAAGUUUAAGAAAAAGUAACUCACCUGUUAAAGAGUAGCCUAGUGAGGAAGACUUGGAAGAUGAGGAAUAUGGUCAUAGCGUUAAUAGAUAAUCCUCACCAGGAAAUCAAAAAUAGAACAAUAAUGUUUCAAAGAAUAAUGUAAAUCAAAACGACAGCAAUUUAAUGAUGGGAGAGAGCAGCAGAAGCUUACAUGCUGAAAACUCACUAGCUACAUUAGAAGCACAUAAAGAUAAGAUUCUAGAUUUAGAUCCGGAAGAUUUAGAGCAAAUAGCACUUCUUUAUGAUAACAUUAGAUAUCUAAGAAGAAAAAAUGCUUAGAUGAAAGGCAAUAGUGAUAGAUAACUAGCUUCAGAUUUUGAUGAGCAUUUGAAAUUGACAAUGAACUAACUUACAAAUGAAAUAAGGAAAUCUAAUACACCAGGAAAUCAAAAUAAUAAAACCACUCACAUUCUAAAUGCUAAGAAACGACUUAUCGAUAUUAUCGUGAAUAAAUAUAGUGAAUACUUGACUUAAACAGAUUCAAAAUUAGCAGGGGAUGUGCUUUCUGAAGUAGCAAGAUAAUAUGUUCAAUUAGUUGAUUAAACAAUUCAUUCACUAAGCCUGUCAAACUAAGUAUAAAAGGCUGAUGAUUCUUAAUUGAAGAGGAUUAUCUAAGAAAAAGAUUAAAACUUAUAGGAUAUGACAAAAGAAGCUGAGCGACUUAACCAUGAACUUAUCAAUCAGAUUGAUGCAAAUGAUUAAAUUUAAAAGAGAUAUAGUUAGUAAAAUGAAGAGCUUAAGAAGAAAAUAACCCAAUUAGAAAACGAAAAUAAAUAAUUAAAGUAAAAACAAAUCUAGUAGCAAUAAACAAUGCAAUAGCAAUAGUAAAGAAUAAUGCAACAACAGAAUGAAAACUAGGAGCCUCCACAGAGCUCAUUUAGAGGUAGCCAGGCAAAUACUCUAAAUAAUUAGCAAAAUAAAUCCUAAUCAAGAUUAAAUACAGCUCAUUCAUAGCAAUAGCAAACUCAGAGACCUUAAAGCAAGUAACAGCCAACUACUGUCGCUUAACCUUAGAAAAAGAAACUGGCUGGGCCUAUUGGAGUUACUUAGCAAAGAGUUCUUACUUUGAAACAACUUAAAGACACCAUUCAAGAUAUGUAUACUCAAAAAGUAAAGUUUGAUAAAAAGUGUGAAGAGAAUAAAAUGGCUCGCGAAACAAUGGAGUAAUAUAUGUAUACUUAUCUGAACUAAAGAUAUGGUUUAAAAAAUCUAAUCAUUGAAUGGGCAGCAGCCUUAAUAAAUGGAAUUAAAACAUACCUAAGGGAGGAUCAUGAUGUAGCACUUUUUGGAAAAAUACUAAAGAAUGAAUGUGAUGAAGAAUUCAGAUUUAUUCAAAUGCAUGUAAAGGAUACUUUGCUAUCCUUAUUAAAAGUAUUACUAAAGGAUAAAAAUCCAUUUAAGUCAGAAAGCGAAAUAAGCAAAAUGCUUGAUAUAGUCCAAAAUGGCUCAAUGGAAGAAUGGAUGUGGAGAAAAAUUAUUGAGAAAAUGUAUGAUCCCAAGGAUUAUGAAGUGCUAGAGAGUAAAUUCUUAUAAAUAGUUGAUGAGAGAAGGACCAUGAAUAAAAGUAGGCUUGGAGGAACUUCAAAUAACAUGAGUAAAUUCUUGGUUGAUAGCGUUGUACAAGCUCAAAUAUUAGCUGGUAAUAAGAAAAUGACAAGAGAAGAAAUGAAUUAAAUGAUGCAAUAGAGAGAAAUGGAAAAGCUUACCUAUCAUGAUUUCCAAAAAACAAUCUUAGAUUUCCAACUGCAAGAACAUGAAAAAUUCUUGUAUAGAUUCACAUAGUUAUACAAAGAGGUAGAUGCAGAUAAUAACGGUAUUAUCAAUGAAGAUGAAUUCAGGGAACUCAUGGCUAAAAUGACUGUUAUUGAAAGAGAAGAUGAGGUCUAGUAUUUACUUUAAUUAGUAGAUCCCUAUAAUAACUAAAGAAUGACAUUUAGUGAAAUAGUUCAUCUUCUAUCUAGCCAUAUGGUACCAAUAGAUGAAUCUAACCCAACUCAAACUAUACCUCUACUUGAAAAGUUUGUGAAUAAAGUAGGUGUAAAUUUCUAGGAUUUAGAGUUAGAAAUGCAGCAGAGAUAAGAUCUAGAAAAUUAUUAAAACGAAUAGAAUAAUCAUCAAAAUUUAAAUGAUGAGGAUGAAGAUGUUGACUAUGGACACAAUGCAGCUUAUUGA